Drosophila navojoa is the source of this 3600-nucleotide messenger RNA. RefSeq lists its product as uncharacterized. Lineage: Eukaryota; Metazoa; Arthropoda; Insecta; Diptera; Drosophilidae. The record is from RefSeq and is a predicted model, not a curated record. Gene Ontology annotation, molecular function: calcium ion binding.
UGCAUGUUGAGUUACGAAUUGGUUUUGGACCGGGAGAGAUCGUCUCGUAUACUCGUUGCAUUUAAACGAGCGCAUAUAUGGUGGAUAUAAAUAUAUGCGAAAUACGAGCAAGUGAUUUAUAAUUAUUUAAAUAUAUUUAUAUUUUUUCCUAAUUAUACAUAAUUACGGGAAAAAGUCGAAAGAAUAAAAGGAGAAUUUAUGACGUGGCUAACGUGCUAACCACACUGGGAAAACUCAAGGAUAAUUUGUUGAUUUGAUUAUUAUGGGGCGUUUAACACUUUGGUUCCUGCUGGGACUGACGUUAAUCGCCGUUUCCAAUAAUGUUGGGUUUGCCAAUGCCGAUGUCGGACCAAGCGAAUCAGAAUGUCGACCCUACAUUGAAAAGGCUAUAAAUGAACUGAAAACAGAUGGUGUCACGGGCAAGGAUGGUUCUGGGGAACUGCAAGCCGAUCAGCCUCGUGGGGACGAUGACGACGAUGAUGAUGGUGGGAUUGUUGAAAAAGAAACUGUUGAAAUUACUGAUGUGGAUUCCACAGAGGACGCGAAGAGCGUCAACGACCUUGACGGCGAUGGCAUACCAGAUGAUCAGGACGACGACAUAGAUGGCGAUGGCAUACCGAAUGACCAGGAUGACGAUAUCGAUGGCGAUGGUAUACCGAACGACAAGGACGACGACAUCGAUGGCGACGGUAUACCAAAUGAGGAUGACGAUGAUAUCGACGGCGAUGGCAUCCCAAACACGGAGGACGAUGAUAUCGAUGGCGAUGGCAUACCGAAUGAUAAGGACGAUGACAUUGAUGGAGAUGGCAUACCGAAUGAAGAGGAUGACGAUAUCGACGGAGAUGGCAUACCAAAUGACCAAGAUGAUGACCUCGAUGGCGAUGGUAUACCAAACGAUGAGGAUGCAGAUAUCGAUGGAGAUGGUGUGGUCAAUGAGAAGGACAACGACAUCGACGGCGAUGGCAUACCAAAUGCUGAGGACAACGACUUGGAUGGCGAUGGCUUGCCAAACGAGAAAGACGAGGAUCUGGAUGGCGAUGGAUUAGUCAACCACGAGGACGAGGAUAUCGAUGGGGAUGGUACUUUGAAUCACGAGGACGGCGACUUGGAUGGCGAUGGCUUGCCCAAUGACAAGGAUGAGGACUUGGAUGGCGAUGGCAAAGUUAAUCAUGAGGAUGAAGAUAUUGACGGAGAUGGUACUCUGAAUCACGAGGACAGCGACAUCGAUGGCGAUGGUGUCCACAAUGAUGAGGAUCACGAUGUCGAUGGCGAUGGCCUAUCCAACUCCGAGGAGCCUCAGAGCAUGGACAUCGACGGAGACGGUGUGCCAAACAAUGUGGACGAUGACAUUGAUGGCGACAACAAGGUGAACGAGAAGGACGACGACAUGGAUGGCGAUGGCAUCCUGAAUGAGCACGACAAUGAUAUGGAUGGCGAUGGUAUACCCAAUGAUCAUGACGACAGUCGCGAGACUGUCGACGAUGAUGAUGAGGAGGAGGAGGUGAAGAAGCGCAGCAAGCGUGAGGUGGAUGCGGCGCCAGUCGGUGAAAUCGAGGCACCCCCAAGUCCAGCUGAGGAGUUCCCAGCCGAAGAGGAGAAGGACGAGGAAGCUGCAGAGGCUGAGCCCGAAGCAGCUGUAGAGGAGGAGCCGGAGCAGGUCAAAGAAGAAGAGCCGGAAGUGGCGGCAGAGGCGGAGCCAGAGCCAGAAGCAGAACCGGCUGUGGCUGUCGAGCAGCAAGAGGAAGCUGUGGAGGUAGAGGAGAAGCCUGUAGAAGAAGCCGUUGAGCCAGAAACUGAGGCAUCCGGCGAAGCCGAAGCUGCUGAAGAGCCUCAGGCAGACGAAACAGCAGUUGCUGCCGAAGAUGCUAUCGAUGCUGAUGAUGAGGACACCAAGCCCGAAGAUGAAUUGCUCUGGGAGGGUGCCGUUCCGCAGAAUCGUCGCAGCCGUCAGCACAUCACCGAGCUGCUGCUGCUGGACGAGGAAUUCAAUGCACGAGAGAAGGCCACCGACAAUGUCGCUGAGAUAAUUCUGCGCGACAUCAAGAAGAUCUAUGAGAACGCCAUCAAGCCACUGGAGACGCUGUACAAGUAUCGCGACUUGAGCAAUCGUCACUUCGGUGAUCCCGAGAUCUUCUCGAAGCCGUUGAUCCUGUUCAUGGGUCCCUGGUCGGGUGGCAAGUCCUCCAUUCUCAACUAUCUGACGGACAAUGAAUAUACGCCCAACUCACUGAGAACCGGCGCGGAACCCUCACCGGCGUACUUCAACAUUCUGAUGUGGGGCAAUGAGACGGAAGUGCUCGACGGCACCCAGCUGGCAGCCGACUACACCUUCUCGGGUCUGCAGAAGUUCGGCCAGGGUCUGGAGGAGCGUCUGCGCGGCCUGAAAUUGAAGAACAAGCUGCUCGAAAAGGUCAACAUCGUUGAGAUACCUGGCAUACUCGAAGUACGCAAGCAGGUCUCUCGCGUCUUUCCCUUUAACGACGCCUGCCAGUGGUUUAUCGAUCGGGCCGACAUCAUCUUUCUGGUCUACGACCCAGCCAAGUUGGAUGUGGGCCCAGAGACCGAGGCCAUACUCGAUCAGCUGAAGGGGCGCGAGUAUCAGACGCGCAUCAUACUGAACAAGGCGGACACCGUGAAGCCCGAGGAGCUGCUGCGCGUUCAGGGCGCACUCAUAUGGAACAUAUCGCCGCUGAUGUCGUCGGCACAGCCGCCACUCAUGUACACCACCUCUCUCUGGACGCAUCCCUAUCAGGAGGGCGCACCAGCUCGCCUGCUGCUGGCCCAGGAGCGUGCCUUCCUGCGGGAUCUGCGCACAGCGAUCGACAAGAGGAUCGAGCACAAGAUCGCAAGCGCUCGUCGCUUUGCCGUGCGUGUGCGUAAUCAUGCCAAGAUGGUUGACUGCUAUUUGAACACCUACUACAACCACAAGACUCUGUUUGGCAACAAGAAGCGCAUCGCGGACGACAUCAUCGAUCAUCCGCAGAACUAUCACAUCUACGAGGGCUUGUCCACGUUGACCAAUAUCUCGCGCUACGAUCUGCCCGAUCCGGAUGUCUAUCGCGACUUCUUCCGCCUGAAUCCGCUGUACGAGUUCAAGAAGCUCUCCGAGACAUGCACCUACUUCCGCGGCUGUCCUAUCACCAAGCUGGAUCUGGCCAUUGCCUACGAGCUGCCUGAAUUGGCAGGCAAAUACAAGAAAAUGUCCGAAGCGGCGUUAGCCAGCAUUGAGGCGCAGGCCCAGACGCAGGCGCAGGCGGAACCGAGCAACGUCCAAGCCGAGCCGAGAAAGACGAGUUGAGGUAUUGACUCCGCCAAGGAGUAAGCCUGCCAUUUAGUUUGUUUUAAUGAGAGAAUGAUACAUAUACAUAUAUAUAGCGAGAGAGAGAGAGAGAGAGGGAGAGAGAGAGAGAAAAUAUUAGCUGUCUAAAGUCAAGUAACUGCAUCAGCAUGGAGAAAGAGAGCUAUUAGGAACAUAUAAGAGAGAGAGACAAAGAGAGAAACAAAUCGAGCUGCAAGUGAGAGCAAAGAAUUGUUAACGUAUUUGUUAUCCAUUGACGAACACACAAACAACAGCAACAAACAUCAACAGCAACAACAACA